CCCACCGGCAGGGGGUGCCGGUUGGCGGCGCUCCGCCGGGCCGGCAGGGGGCGUGGCGGCGGAAGCGGCAGCGGCGGGGCCGGGCUGGGCUCCGUUGCGCCGGGCUCCGUGGUGCCGCCACAGGCCUCCCCGGCGCGGGCGGCGGCGGCAGCAUGUCGGUGGCGGGGCUCAAGAAGCAGUUCUACAAGGCGAGCCAGCUGGUCAGUGAGAAGGUCGGAGGGGCUGAAGGGACCAAGCUCGACGAUGACUUCAAGGAAAUGGAAAAGAAAGUGGACCUGACCAGCAAGGCAGUUACAGAAGUAUUGACCAGAACAAUAGAGUACCUCCAGCCAAACCCAGCUUCCAGGGCCAAGCUGACCAUGCUGAACACCAUGUCCAAGAUCCGCGGGCAGGUGAAGAACCCCGGUUACCCGCAGUCGGAGGGGCUGCUGGGCGAGAGCAUGAUCCGCUACGGGAAGGAGCUGGGCGAGGACUCCAACUUCGGCGACGCGCUGCUGGAUGCUGGCGAAUCCAUGAAGCGGUUGGCUGAGGUGAAGGACUCGCUGGAUAUUGAAGUCAAACAGAAUUUUAUUGAUCCCCUCCAGAACCUGUGUGACAAAGACCUGAAAGAGAUCCAGCACCAUCUCAAGAAGCUGGAAGGCAGACGCUUGGACUUUGACUACAAGAAGAAGCGACAGGGCAAAAUCCCCGAUGAGGAACUUCGACAGGCCAUGGAGAAGUUUGAAGAGUCCAAGGAAGUAGCAGAGACCAGUAUGCACAACCUUCUAGAAACUGAUAUCGAGCAGGUGAGCCAGCUCUCAGCCCUGGUGGACGCUCAGCUGGACUAUCACCGGCAGGCAGUGCAGAUCCUGGACGAGCUCGCCGAGAAGCUCAAGCGCAGGAUGAGGGAGGCCUCCUCGCGUCCCAAGCGGGAAUACAAGCCCAAACCCAGGGAGACAUAUGACUUCGGAGACACCGACCAAUCUAACGGGGGCUUCUCUUGCAAUCCCACCCCCAAAGUCUCAGCAGCUUCCUCCUCUUUCCGAUCCAACAAGCCGUCCCGGGCCUCCGUCAGGAGUAUCCCCCCCCUGGACCAGCCCUGCUGCAAGGCUCUGUACGACUUCGAGCCCGAGAACGACGGCGAGCUGGGCUUCAAGGAAGGAGACAUCAUCACCCUGACCAACCAGAUCGACGAGAACUGGUACGAGGGCAUGAUCAACGGCCAGUCCGGCUUCUUCCCCCUCAACUACGUGGAGGUGCUGGUGCCGCUACCUCAGUGAAAGGCGCCGGCGCUCCCGGCCCGCUCCACGGAGCCUCCAUUCCACCUCCAUCCCGGCUGCGGCGGCACCGCGCGGUGACACUGCCACCAGGGAACAAGCCAGAAGGGUCAGACCCCCUCCCCUUACCCCCUCCCUGGAUUUGGUUAUCUUAGGUCUUGGGUUUAUUGUCCUUCUGGUGCUUGAACUUCGGUACUUUGCGCGUCCUGCCACGUCCCCCCCGGCUGUACGAUUGGCGCAGGCCUCCCCCCGUCCUCCUCCUGUCUUUCCUUUGGGUCACGCGUCCGGAUGAGCCGGGUGGGAGAGCCGGGAUGCAGCCUCCUCCUUCAGCAUCGGCACCGAGAGACGCGCGGCCCAGUGCUGGGGGGGAGCAAGACCUUCACCCCCUCCCCACUGAACACUACCCCUCUCCCCACGGAUGCCCAGCACCCGCGUAGGAGCCCGGCUCUCCCUGGGGCUCAGGGGAGGGAUACCGGGGCACAGCAACACUACAGCACCCAUCAGACACUAAACCAGCCCCGUGGGGCUCUGUGCCAUCCCUGCCACCCCAACGGGGCAGAGCAGGGAUCCCUCUGCCCCCUCCCCGCGGUCCUUGGCUCCCAAGCGCAUGCCUGCUCCCUUCUGCCCUUGAUUUUAAGGAUUUUAAAGCCAAGUUGCUUCUGGAUCUUUGGCUUUUGCUAUUGGGAUGAUGCGGGGAGGGAGCUUUGGGGCAGAUCGUGGCUCCUGUCCCUCGCAGGUGCUUCUUCCCCCGGGAGCCAUCAGCACCCAUGGGUGCUGCAGGACCAGAGCUCAGCUGAUCCUCACGUGCCUUUCCUGAACCCCCCCCAUUCUCUACUCCCCAAAACCCUCCAUAUGGGGGGCAACGAGCCCCUUGGCCACUGGGCUUGGCGGGAGGAGGGACCGUACAUCCCGGUGCUGCUCCUGCCACCCCAUAGCCCCGGGUUCCUUGUUGUGGGGGGCAGGAUGGGGCCUGGUGGCGCUCCCCCCAUCUCAACUCCUGCUUUUCCUUGCUACGAGUGGUCUGUUCCCCCCUUCCUGCGGGCCGGGCUCCGGCGCCUCUCCUCGGCUGCCACCGUCCCUGCUUGGCUGGGGACCAAGCUCCGCAGCAGGCCCUGUCCCCGCUGCUCCCAUCCCACAGCCCCUGCUCCUGGUGUGAACCUGCAUGUCCAUGUCCGUGUGCUCCCGCCGUGCCGGGCUGAGCAGUGACCCCAUCCCAGAAAUGGGGCGGGGGGGGCACGGGGCAGCUCCAGCAGCACAGGGAGAACAGGGGCCCGGUGUCCUCGGGGGUCCUCCCCUUGGUCCCCCCGCUGUGGGUCCUGCUCAGGUGGAUUGAGAUGCGUUUUGGGACAACUUGCUACACCUUUUUCUUCUGUGGUUUUUUGUAAGGGUUUCUCCUGGUUUCUAGGGGAAAAAACAAAAUGACCCCCCCUCCACCCCCCCCCCGAAGCUCGACUUGUAUCUGAAUGGAAGUAUUAAAUGUCUUCUUCUUUCUAA
Molecule: messenger RNA, 2750 nt
Organism: Strigops habroptila (Kakapo)
Lineage: Eukaryota; Metazoa; Chordata; Aves; Psittaciformes; Psittacidae
Gene: SH3GL1
Product: SH3 domain containing GRB2 like 1, endophilin A2
Exons: 10
Coding region: 153-1259 (368 amino acids)
Biological process (GO): synaptic vesicle uncoating
Cellular component (GO): cytoplasm; presynapse; glutamatergic synapse
Molecular function (GO): protein binding
Source: RefSeq, a predicted model, not a curated record